Xylaria bambusicola is the source of this 1102-nucleotide messenger RNA. Its product is annotated as putative RNA binding protein Pym. Bases 284 to 859 code for a protein of 191 amino acids. Gene Ontology annotation, biological process: exon-exon junction complex disassembly. The transcript is spliced from 3 exons. The record is from RefSeq and is a predicted model, not a curated record. Gene Ontology annotation, cellular component: cytoplasm; exon-exon junction complex. Gene Ontology annotation, molecular function: RNA binding. NCBI's taxonomy places the organism in Eukaryota, Fungi, Ascomycota, Sordariomycetes, Xylariales, Xylariaceae.
GGAAAACAGUCGCACCCGAUUGGCCCAAGCUUCUGCCCGUAGUCCCACACCGCCCCGCCCAGCCGUAGCACAGGGAGGUACUUCUCGUUCUACUACUAUUUCCUACUACACCCUGCUCUAAUUUGUCCCUCUUCAGGGCGCCCUCAUUCUAAAUUCAAGCUACCGCAACCAAAGGCACCGCCGCCGAACUUCGGCGAGAUCAUUCUCAGGCGUCAUCGACUAGGGAGGGCUCGUAUACACUUUUCUGACCAACCGAGAGGAUAGCUUUUCUGACUGUCGCCCCAUGCCUUCCGAACCAUCUAGGUCAGGCAUCGUCACUGACGAAAAUAGUGGCGAGCGCCAUAUUCCCGAGUCUAUGCGAGCCGAUGGCACGACAAGGAAGGCCAUUAAGAUUAGGCCUGGUUAUCGGCCGCCCGAGGACGUCGAGAUUUACAAAAAUCGUGUUGCCGAAGACUUUCGCAACCGUGGCAAGGGUGGCAUACCAGGUGCCGAAGGCCUGAACGACAAGAAACAAGAAACACCGUCUGCCGCGACCAAUAAAAACGCCAAGCGCAGGGAAGCCAGAAAGAAGGCUAAGUCAGCUAAUGAGUCUCAAGAAGCUGCGGCAGAUAAGGCACCGCCUUCUACGGAGACACAGGCCGACGAAGUCGACCCAGCAGCCGAAAGAGAAAAGAAAGCACGGAAUCUCAAAAAGAAGCUGAAACAGGCCAAAGACUUAAAAAACAAGAAGGAGGGCGGGGAGUCUCUGCUUCCUGAGCAGAUUGCCAAAGUCAUUAAAAUCAAUGAGCUCAUUCGAGAGCUAGAGGCUUUAGGCUUUGAUGCGGAAGGCGAGCCCAAAGCUGAGAAUGCCGAGACUUGAAUCACGGCAAAAAGGCCGGAGAGCUAAAGGAUUGUGCCUACACAUACAAUUCUUAGUAUUCGAAUCAAUGCGCGUUUCAAGUAUCAAGUUUUUUCGCCCCAUACGUGACUUGGAAAACGUCGUUGUCCGCAGUUUCGAAUGAAAAUAGUCGCUAUUUUCUAGGCUAUUCUUGAAUCUGCGACGGCCCCUCUCGAGCCGACAGAGCUUGUGAAUGACGCAGCUAUACUUGCACAGACUUUGAAG